This is a messenger RNA of Caenorhabditis remanei, 1272 nucleotides long. RefSeq lists its product as uncharacterized. Gene Ontology annotation, biological process: autophagosome assembly; piecemeal microautophagy of the nucleus; mitophagy. Gene Ontology annotation, cellular component: extrinsic component of membrane; phagophore assembly site; cytosol. The transcript has 8 exons. Bases 1 to 1272 code for a protein of 423 amino acids. Lineage: Eukaryota; Metazoa; Nematoda; Chromadorea; Rhabditida; Rhabditidae. The record is from RefSeq and is a predicted model, not a curated record.
AUGGUUCAAUCUCUCAUCCAGUCGAGAUUGGGUGAUGAAGUUGAAUCAAAAUGCUCUCCAUAUUGUAUAAAUACAAUGGAUUGGUUCAAUAUGAGAGUCGAUGAGCUUGGUGAAAUAUCUGCUUAUCUGAAAUCGAAUAUCAAAAACUAUCCACCACUGAGCACAUUGACACUUGAAUUUCUUCUUUAUACACCAAGUGGACAAUGUCUUCCACUGGAAGCAUGGAUUUUGACGACCUCUGAAGGUUCUGAAGACUGUACAAGAACUGAAUUAUAUCAUGAAAUGAGUACACUUCUUCGAUCUGUAAUUGUUUCUGCAAGAAUGACACCAAUGCACCGAUUGUACGUUAAGAAACAAAAUCAAGAGACUUUUGUGAUUAUGUAUAGAGUUUUCGAAAAUGACAUUUCAUCAGACAUGGGAAAAGGAAAAAAGACAAGAAAGAUUGGAGAACUCACUUCGAAGUUUGGAACGAUCAGUCUAGAUCUUCAUUAUCGGACUUCUAUGCAUUUCGAGGAGCCUGAAAUUGCACCAAUCACGCCAGUUGAAGAUGAAAACGAGAUGGAAGAUGGUGAUAAAACAGUAGUAGAUGAAUCAUCUCUUCAAAAUAAAGCCACUUCGGAGUGUAUUCCAAUUGCAGAUGUUAAAAAAAGAAAAGCCAGUGGAAGUGUUGAAUCAGCAACAAGUGGAGGUAGUUCGAUGUCUCGAGAAGCCGCACCUCGUUUCAUACUCGGACAAUCAACUUCCAGUGAAGAUUCCCGCCAUUCGGAUCUUCAGAAUUCAUGUGAUGACGAUCACAAACCUUCUUUAGCAGAUCUCCGAAAUCACUCAUUCCCAUUUGUAAAUCUUCUCCAAUCUGCAUAUAAUCCAGCUAAUGGAACAAAGAAAAACGCAUCUUCGACAAGUUUAAACUCUCCAAAACCUUCCGAAGAAGCGCCUGUUGUUGAGAAAGUGGCCGAGAGUUUUCGUGCUGCGAAAAUCGAUGAAGUUGUAUUCGAAGAGGAUGAAGAGGAAGAAUUGCCAAUUGAUUCUAUGGAACUCAGCGAGGAUUCAUUUGUUCAUUUCAACCAAUUAUCUGAGUUUGGUGCAGCACCAAGUCUCGGAAAUGAAUUGGGAGACUAUCUGAAACAACUGAAAACUGCACCAGAUAUGUCAGAUCCUGGAGAUAUUGAUAUCUGUAAAGUGGAUUUGAAGACUGAGCUUGAGAAAAUUAAUAUACAAACUGCCAACUUCAACAACUUUCUGAAACACGUCAACUCGUUCUCCGAUGAGUAA